Molecule: messenger RNA, 5933 nt
Organism: Amoebophrya sp. A120
Lineage: Eukaryota; Dinophyceae; Syndiniales; Amoebophryaceae
Source: the annotation of a GenBank genome assembly
UUUCUUAUUCUUCCUACCAUAAAAAUUCCUGCACACAGGAGUGUCAUAACAAUUUUCCAGUAAUACGAAUUUAUUAUUGCGUCUGCGAUGCAAGACAAUGUGAGUGUGACAUCACAUAGGUAGAAUUGUUAACCAAGCUAUUGCAUGAGUCUAUAAUGCAUCGUACAAUUUAUGUGUGAAGGUUUGUGAAUUUAUUUCCGUAGAUAGUACAGGCAAGCGGCCUUUCAUAUUACGGUUGUCUCGCCCGAGGUAUUUACUCGAUUUUUACAGCUGCACAGCGAGAUUCGAUAUUUUAUUAGUACUGCUUUUUAACCUUCGAGAUCGAGAUAUUUCCAGAAGGAUCGAAAAGCUGCAAGUGGACCACCUGGACGAGCUCUACUUGCACCACUUGAUGUAAUAACUUUCGUUUGUAUAGUCCGUUUCCACCAGCGCCAGCAAUUUCUAUUUUUUUUUUACUCUGCUUACCCGGUGGAGGAAUUGGAGGAGCUUGCUUUUCAAACCAGCACCGGAGUUGUAAAGCCGCAGGGAAAGAACAAUAAGAACCACAUCAAACAACUUCAACAGCAGCCGAUGAACCCAGUGCCCCUCGUCCUCCUUCUCACGUAGUAGAACAAAUGGGUGGUUGUGUUGCGAAAUCUGCCGGCAAGGCAACUUCCCCCACGGGGAUCUUCCGCUCUUUCUCCAAAGAGAAGCAGGACGAUUUGGAUGCGCGGACCAUUCCGGGCGUCGGCUACCACUUUUCCCUGACCAGUCUUUCCAGCGAGAACAUCGGCCGGCUCGAGGAUUACCCCUCCGACCCGGCGCUGCUCGCGCCGGAUGACGGCUGGCAGGUGAGAAGGAACGUGUUCCUCGACCCCUUUCCGACCUACGUCUUCGCCCGGACUCCGGCUUACGAAACGUUGCAGGAGGCGCUGCAGAUGUGUAUUGUUCUGAAGGGCGGGGGCGUGACAAAAACCGUGGCGGAUAGCACGAAUGGCGGGACCCGACUCUUCGAGGUCCGCGCCGGGUCGAAGAUGCGACCCAGUCCCCUGGGGGAAAUCUCCUGGGUACCCUACCCAACGAAAUUGUGCCGGGACGAGGACGAUAGCUAUCUGUUGAAACUCGUGGAAGUGCAGUCCGAGAUUUCCCACGACCUGUCGCUUUCCCGGGACACGAGCAAGGGUAUGGACGGUUUGUUCGACAAUUCUGCUCCGGUGGAGCUCUCCGAGCGCGGCAGGUCCAAUAUCACACAGAAAAAAACUGGCAGGUCACAUUUGUAAUGCAAAAAAAAAAAACUGUAUUGCAUAUCCGAAACAGCAUGCUAUGGAGCCACAUAUGACAGAUUUUUUUGUGUAUUUAUUUUUGCAUUACAAAUAUGCCCUGCCAGCUUUUUUCUGUGUGAUAUCCAACUCCGCGCGGGCGACCUCGGGGCAGACCCCGUACGUGACGAUCAUCAAGCCCAUGGACGAAGCCACCGGGAUCCCGAUGCUGCCGGAUAUCCUGAGUAAAAACGUACCCACACCAGAGUUGUAAUGCAGAUUCGCAAAGACAGGAAGACUUGUAAUGCGCAUCCCCAUGAGAGCCAUUUCCAAUCGUGUUUUGGAAUUCGUGAUGCUGUGAACAGGAUGAGCAGCUGGAUUUGUGAUGCGGCUGCACUUGCUAACCUGCACUACACUGCAGAGCUCAACUUGUCAUGCGUGACUCACAAAACUCCUAGGUUUGUGUUGCAAAAUCCUCAUCCUAACUCUGGCGUGGGUACGUUUUUACUCAGGAUACCGGGCGCGCGGUCCCUACCGGCGGCGGUGAACGGACCGGUGCUGAACAAUAUUGCGCCGGGGUCGGAUAUGGAUCUGUCAGGAUUGAAAUCGUCAAAGUUGAAAUGAUUUGCCAUGCAUAAAAUGCAAGGCAUGAAGUGCCUGUCUUGCUGGGAUGGCAAGUGAGGCAGAUAAUUGUGAGCCUAUUUAGGGUCGUUUGGGAUAGAGCUGCUAAAGGAGCAUGACAAAAGCAAUCUUCUGUGCCCAAACAGCAUGAUAAAUUGGAUUCCGGUGGUGCUCCGAAAAUUUGUCAUGCGCCGCUUUGAAAUUGCUCUUCCAACUGGUAUCCAUUUUAUGCAUGGCAAAUCAUUUCAACUUUGUCGAUUUCAAGCCUGACGCUUCCAUAUCGGACGCCGCGGCGUUGGAGGAAUCCUUGGCGCGGGAGAAGAAGCGGGUGCUGGAAAGCUGGGCGAAAAUCGAGCUGGACUUUGCGGCGAGGGCGUGCCCGGUGAAAUUGAAAAUCCAGAGCCACGACAAGUUCAUCGCGGGGGUCUACGGGCUGGUGCCGGAAAAGCGCCACAAUAACAACCCCAUUUGGCGAAAGGAAAACACGAAUCCCAGUCACAAGAACAGGGAGAGGGGGAAACGUAUAAAAGAAUUUGAUAGGAUAAAAUAAAAUUUGCAGCCUCUCGCUGUCGUGUGUGACCUUCGCUUUAUUUCUUCAUUGGUAUAAUUCGUAAACGAAGCUUUUAUUUUCAUUUUCACCGUGCGAUUUGAUGAUGCAGCAGAGCACACGCAUUGGUUUUGGUGUGCAAAAGCAAAUCUUUUCCGCAUGACGCAAACAAUUCUUUGGCGAGGAUGAAUCCCUUCUGUAUCAAACGCAACGAAUUAUCCCUUCUCGAACAACAAACAGAAAACGUCUUUCUCUCGCACACCGGCGAGCGGUGGGUUUUGUCCCGCGUCGCGUGCCCGGAGGCUGGGCCGCUGAACCCCGCUUCUGGCCCGAUCAUCACGCAGGGGCCGAUCACGAACGUGGACAACAUGUCGCCCCUGGUUGACCCAGUUUGGGAGGACCGGUUCGGGAUCCGCAUCGCGGAUAAGAAAGCGCUAGAAGAGUUCCAACCCGGGCACACCAGCAACGGGUCAGUGACUCCACCGGGAGGAGGAACAACUGCUGCUUCUAACACCGGGACGACCACAACUUCUGCCAACAUGCCCGGCGUAAUACUAUCAACCUCCGCGAACAACGCUGGCGCAUCGACAACUACAGUAGAUCCAAACUACCGUUCGGAGUCGAAGGAGAUCGAAAUCGCGGGAUUGUAUGUCGACCUGACCUUCCCUCCGUCGGACAAAGCGCUGACCGGCACAACUACCCUGGACCACCUGAAGCCUCACCGGUGGAAAGAAUUCGAGCCGGUCUGGAUGCGCGCGGGGCAUCUGUUCAAGGGACAGUCCGUCCGGUUGUAUGAGCAGAUCACGCCGCUGGAUUUCCAGAGUUACAGCAGUGUACUGGAUAGCCAGUGGAUCAUGGCGGCGUUGAGCAGCUUGGCGGAGUACCCGAACUACCUGGAAGACAGGAUUUUUGUCGACAAGGGGGACACGAACAACCUCCGGGGGGAGUACAAGGUGAACUUGUUCGACAUCGGCAUGCAGGAGUGGGUCACGGUCACCGUCGACGACCACUUACCCUGCGACGGCCGGAAAUUGUCGUCCACUUUCAACCAGCCACUGUUCGCGCAACCGGUGCGCACGCAGAUCUUCCCGUGCAUCGCGGAAAAGGCGUUCGCGAAACUCUACGGCAGCUACUCGGCGUUGGAGCCCGGGCAGUGCGGGUUCGCGUGGCUCGCGUUGACGGGCACGACCAGGGUGGAGAGGUGGAGCAUCAGCAACCCGUUUUUUCAGCAAAAGGAACAACAUUUAGGAGAAGAAGGUACAACUUCUAAUCCCGCUGGCGCAAACGGGACGAACAAUAAUGGUGCAACUACGACGACGUCUGCGUCCUCGAGUGGGGCGAACAAUAAGAACGGUUCUAUCGAGAGAGAAAACAGUUCAACAUCAGGGAUGAACAAAAGCAAAAAGGAAUCCAAGAAGGACAAGAAGAACAGAAAAGGAUCAGGAACAAUAAACACCGGUAGCGACGAAGAGAUUCAGCCCGGCCCGCAGCUUCCGGUUCCGAAAAAGUCGCACUUUUUCUCGCUGGAAAACAACAGCGACCAGCUGGACUACAGCAAGAUUUUCGGCGAGCUCGCCGUGCCCUGCUUUGAAGGCAACCGGCAGGUGUACGCGAAGACGGGUCGGAAGGAGGGGAUGGAAGACCUGUGGACCUAUUUGGUGGAUUGCGACCGGAAAAACUACAUUUUGACGGGGGGGAUUUCCCCGCACCGACGGGCGCCGAGCGAAACGUGCGGGCUACUCCCCGGGCAGACGUACACGAUUUUGAAGCUCUUCACCCUAGAGGUGUCCUCCAGCAGACCAACGUCCGCGCAGCAGGCGAAGGAGAUCCAGACCAACAGUAGUCCUGCUGGUGGUUGUUCUACUUCUAACGGCGCGCAGAACAUCAACCAAAAGCAGACCGUCCGGCUGGUGCAGCUGCGAAACCGCUUCCUGGAGUUCGCCUGGCGCGGCCGGUGGCACCCGGCCUGCCCGCUGUGGUGCAACCUUCCCAUGGAAACCAGGCAGCAGCUGGAGCCGUGGACCUUCAAUUUCAACGCGGGAAACGACAACAACCGCCCGUCGUCCAGCAACGGCGCUUUCUACGUGCAAUGGGAGGACUUCGUGUAUGGGGCUCUCAAACGUUACAUUCUCAGCUGUUACAUGAAUUUGUCAUGCAAAAGCACCAUUAUCAUUCUCACGAUCAAGCUGCUCCGCAUGACAAAUUUGCGGAGGGCUAAAUAGCACUAUACUCCGUCCCAAAUCUGUAAUGCAAAAGGCGCAAUCUUCCUCCUUUCACUUUUGCCCUUCUUGCAUUGCAAAUUCAUGUAACAGUUGAGAAUGUAACGUUUGAGAACGCCAUAUCGUGUGCGUGUUCCAGUCCGUUGGGGUGUGCAAGAAGCGGGACCUCGGGCCGAAGCGCGGGGCGGCGAUUGAGCACUACCGAAACACGGUGACCUAUCCUGAGUAAAAACGUACCCACCCCAGAGUUGUCAUGCAGAUUUGCCAUGACAGGAACAUUUGUGAUGCGCAACCCCAUGACAGGCAUUUUCAAUUGUGUUUGGGAACUUGUAAUGCUGUAAACAGGAUCAGAAGGUCGAUUUGUGAUGCGGCUUUCCUUGCUAACUUGCACUACCUUACGGACUGAAACUUGUCAUGCGUGACUCACAAAGCUCCUAGGUUUGUGUUGCAAAAUCCCCAUCCUGACUCUGGUGUGGGUACGUUUUUACUCAGGAUAUGACCGGGUCGAAAUUCAAGAGAGCGACGACGGGGGAUUUGAGCGCGUCCACAAGCAUCUCCGCUGGGCCGUCGGGCGCAAGCAUCAUCUCGCCGGGGCAGCUGUCGCAGAGCCAGGAGGGAAGUCAAGACAACGGGGUGGACACGGUGUGAUGCUGUUCCUGGUUGAAAUAAAAUUCUGAAUUCUGCGGUUUUAUUUUUUUCACAGGUUCCGCGCGCCUCUCGGUCUGUUGGUUCUUCGAUUUCAUCAAGGAAAAGACUGAAGCAAAUUAUGUUUGUAAAUUGGGAUUAAUCAUUCAAAAGUGAUACUGUUGUUCACCUCCGGCGACAACGUCAUGGUCCUUUUAUUCCGAAAAAAGUUUGACGUCUUUUCCUUUCGCUCUUUGCCAUUUUGAUGCCCUCGUUCUGCUUUUGACUUUUUCCUGUAGUUUUGAUGCGAAGUUGUAGCAGCUUUAUGAAGUGAUAAUGUAGUCACAUCUGAAUCUAAAGAUUCAGCACUACUAAAUAAUUUUCCGCCUCCUGUGCUUGGCUCAAAAAUUUGCUGCCAUAUGUAUCGGUACACCUCGCACUGUUAAAAUUUUCCGCGAAAAUGCAGAAGGAAUGUACCGACUAGACCAGCCUUGCAUAUCGAUGGUAUAACAGAUAGUUAUCAUUUUCCUCUAACCCCUCGACUUUCAAUAAGCAUUUAGCAGAUCUAUUGCUCCACUUUUGUUGCACGGCAAAAUCUAAUUCAGGAGUUUCUGAUUCAUUUUUUCCUUGUAGCAAAAAUCGUAGCAAAUAGAACCCUGUUUUUUUGAUUAAACUCUACUGCUU